Messenger RNA from Tetrapisispora phaffii CBS 4417, 1770 nucleotides. It is a transcript of the gene ARX1, whose product is annotated as putative hydrolase. The transcript has a single exon. The record is from RefSeq and is a predicted model, not a curated record. Lineage: Eukaryota; Fungi; Ascomycota; Saccharomycetes; Saccharomycetales; Saccharomycetaceae. The coding region runs from base 1 to 1770 and encodes 589 amino acids.
AUGGCUCUAGCUAUUUCUCACGAGGACACCCAGAUUUUGCUGAAGGACAAAAAUGUUAUACAGGAAUCUGUCUUAGAUAAAUAUAGAACUGCAGGCCAAGUCGUGCAAACUGCCUUGAAAUAUAUCACUGGAUUGAUUAACGAUUCUUAUCAUUACAAGAAAUCAAAAGUGUUAUCUAUUUCUGAACUAUGUUUGCUUACUGAUUCAUUCAUCCUAAACUGUUUAUCUCAAUUUUAUACAAACAAAGUCAAUGAAAAAGGUAUUGCUUUCCCAACUUCUAUUGAUGUUAACCAAAUUAGUAACGGUUGGUCUCCAGAAAUUGAAGAUUCUGAAAACUUAAAACAUUGGAAUAGAAAUUUGAAAGAUACAGAACUACAAUCCACCGUCACUGGUCUAUUAAACGAAGGCGAUGUUGUUAAAAUCACCUUAGGUGUUCACAUCGAUGGUUAUACUUCCCAAGUCUCUCACACUAUGAUCAUAUACCCAGUUGAUGAAACCAAUACCAAGCCAACUGGUCCAUUAUUAGGUGGUAAAGCCGAUGCUGUUGCCGCUGCUCACAUUGCUGUUGAAACUGUAAACUCGCUAUUGAACUGUGCUUUAACUCCAGAAAAAUUACCUCCAACUUUAGGUUCUUCUGCUCAAAGCAUAAACGGUCAAUUACUUAGAUCAGUCGUGGACACCAUUGCUCGCUCAUACAACUGUUGCGUUGUUCCAGGUUCCCGUAUUCGUAGAGUUAGAAGAUUCUUAGCUGGUCAAAACGAAGGUAUCGUUGCCGAAAGAGAUUUCAAAGGUGUUGUAUGGGCAGAAUCUCACCAAGAAGCUGAAUUAGUUUCUCAAUCCGAUUCUGUCAAGGAUUUAUCAAUAAUCGAACGUGGUCACUCCGAAUUAACUAAUGCUUCUGCUAUCCCAACCGACCAAUUCGUGGUCCAAGCUGGUGAGGCUUAUUUAGUUGAUAUUAAAAUGGCUUCUUUAGAAAAGUGUCCAAAGAGAGGUCUAGUCACAUUAGAAACUAUUGAUAAGUUUACUGGUAAAACUGAUAAUGUUAAUAGUUUAAUCGCUAGACCAACCAUAUUUGUUAGAGAUUAUGCACACACUCAUAUUUUAAAGUUGAAAACAUCUAAACAAUUAUUAUCCAAGAUCGAUAAACAAGGUGUCUACCCAUUAAAAUUAUCUAACUUAUCAAAGCUUGCUUUGUCUAAGGAUAUUACUCCAGACGAAUUGAAUGAAUUGAAAAGAGAAUUAAGAUCUUCAAGAUUAGGUAUGAAUGAAAUAGUCAAUAACUUCUUAUGUAUUGAAGCUCCAAUUCAAGCUGCUAAAUGGGUUCCCUGGGAUCAUAUUUUAAAAGUUACAAAUCCAAAUGGUAACCUAAGUUACGAUGCUACUGCUUCUUUAACUUUACCAGGACAUGAAUUGCCAUUACCAAAGUUAGGCGUUUCAGCUUUGAAAUUAAGACAAUUGAUGACUUCCAGUAAAGAAGCUCUUUCAAUUCCAGUUGCUCGUGAAUCCAACACUAUUUUAUUAUGUACUGAUGAUGUUUCUUCCGGUGAAGGUCCAGAAUUAUUGAAGUUAACUGGUGGAAGCAAGACUUGUCCACCAAGUUGGGUUCAUUCCAAGUAUGAAUUAGAUCCUCAAGAUUCAAUUGUUCAAGGUAUUUUCCAACUGGCGUCAUUAUCUAAGGAUAAGAGAUUCGGUUUAUCAUCUAGAGAAACACAGCCAAUGAAGAAUCUACAUAAUAACACUAAGUCUGCAUCUGAUUCAAUGCAAAUGUAA